This is a messenger RNA of Epinephelus fuscoguttatus (brown-marbled grouper), 1325 nucleotides long. RefSeq names its product dynein axonemal light chain 4. Gene Ontology annotation, molecular function: dynein light intermediate chain binding; dynein intermediate chain binding. NCBI's taxonomy places the organism in Eukaryota, Metazoa, Chordata, Actinopteri, Perciformes, Serranidae. The record is from RefSeq and is a predicted model, not a curated record. The coding region runs from base 91 to 411 and encodes 106 amino acids. Gene Ontology annotation, biological process: microtubule-based process. Gene Ontology annotation, cellular component: dynein complex. The transcript has 4 exons.
ACGGACAUCCGUUGUUUAAAAUGUCUCCUUAACAACCGAACUGGGAGUCAAACAGCAGAAGUUUUCUGUGGAGAAACGCCUCGAGUCGGAAUGGCUGGGACUGGCGAGGGGAAGAAAGAGGAGGCCGACUACAAGAGACUGCACAGCUUCCCUCUCAUCAGGCAUACAGAUAUGCCAGAGGAAAUGAGGGUUGAGACAAUGGAGCUUUGUGUUACAGCCUGCGAAAAGUUUGCCACCAACAAUGAGAGCGCAGCGAAGAUGAUCAAAGAGUCCAUGGACAAGAAAUUCGGCAGCUCGUGGCACGUGGUGAUUGGUGAGGGCUUCGGCUUUGAGGUCACGCAUGAAGUAAAGAACCUGCUCUACAUGUUCUUCGGAGGGAGUCUGGCCGUGUGCGUGUGGAAGUGUUCGUAGCACCUCCUCACCGUCCCUCCUCCCCCUCUGACAUGGUCACUGGGCUGGGACUGAACACCAGCUACCAGCCAGACGCUGGUUACAUUUGUGUUGCGGCAGGUCAGUUUGUCCACACUACCAGCCACUGUGGCAGAUAAUAAACCGUCAUUUGGAGAUGUCGUCCACUUUCGAAAUGUAGUUGGCAGGGAAAACAGUUGAAAGGGAAUCUUGAGUGCGGCAGUCACUUUGGCUGAAAGGCGUAAAAAUAGCUUUCUGCCUUGUCUGUCACUUUUCAUUUUCUUUUUUUUUUCCCCAACCCUCCAUCCUUCUCUGAAGCUGUAUCCAUGGUUCUGAACAUUUGUGAGCGUGCACGUGCUAGUAAGUUCAACUUUUACAAACUACAGCCAGCCAGGGUCUCCAAAGUCCUUUAUCCUCAUUCCUCUUCAGGGAGCGCGUGUGUGCGUGAGUGAGUUUAUAUGUUUGUGUGUGCGGGACACACACAUCAUUUUUUGAUAUAGCAUUUCAUUGUCACCUUCCUCAGCAGUUUCUACAACAGACAAACUGUCCACACCAUCUUUAACUUUCUCUAUCUCUUCCUCUCCAACCGCACUAGUCUUUCAAUAAAAUUUGUAAUAUUUUUUAUGUGUACAUAUUUUGAUGCGACUUGAAGAACUUCUUUUUAAAGACCAGUGUCAUCUUCUUACAACUGAAGGCUCUGAAUCUCCCGAGCCGAGCAACACUAAACCCGAUCCACCUUUUCUCCCUGUAAAGGUGUUUGUAAUAAUCCCUGAUGAUAUCACUCAGCUGGGUGAUAUUAGCAAUGUGAUUGUUUUCAUGUUGAUGCCAGUUUUAAUGAUCCAACGCAAUGGACCAUUUUGUGUGAAUUGACCUGAUUGUACAAUAAACUCGGAAAUGUGGUGAAAUAGGAACUUAAA